ACGAUUAGAACGUGCCAUAUUUUAGACGUGAAUGAGUUCGGCUUCGAAGAAGGGAUUAUUAAUAAACAAAAAACCAAACAGAUAAAAAAACGUGACCAAUUUAUUGAGAAGUGAAAGUGGAAAUUAGAAGAGAUCAAUUAAAAAAAAAAAUCCCCAAACAAAAUUGCAUUAUGUUAAGCCUUAUAAUUAAAAUAUCCUUUGUGUUGACCACCUUUAGAUUGGCGCUAGUGAAUUCAGCACCAACAGUGACAAAUGCAAAUCUCUUUCUGGAAUGCUCUUGUUUACAUGCCCAAGAUCAUAAUGGCACAUCGAAAAUGCCAACAUUUGUCGCAGUGAAUGCUUCAAUGGCCCGUCACGCCAAAAACGAUUGCUUAGUGAUUUUCAUUACCGGCUCGAAUGAGGAAAUCAUUUCGUUGCGUUUUAAGCAUUUACAACUACGACCCAACUGUUUGGAUUACAUAGAAAUUUUUCCAUAUCUACGUGAAGCGGUUGUCGAGAAUACCACUAUGCCCGAGUACGUAUUCUGCAAUUACAGCAUACCCCAAACCUCAGUGGCCAACCAACAACCAUCUCCGGCCAUAACAAGCGCCAGUAGUAACAACAGCACUGGGACAAAUGAAAGCAUUGCGGUAGCCAAUGUGUCCAGCCCACAUGGCAUAUCGAAUAUUGGCUCACUUCCCAAUGUGACAUCGAUUGCCAACGCUUCCACCACGACGACCCUCAUGAACGUUAAUGAUUUAUCACCUCACGAAUUUAUUUAUAGUUCAGGCAAAAUAUUCGCUUUGCGUUUACGCUUUAAUAGCAAACCUCCCAAGCCAGCAGUAAGUGUGGCAGAAGCAGCAGCAGCAGCUGAGGAAAGUGCUCCACAAAAAAUCAAUGAAGACUGGAAUUUGAAUGUCACUGCAGAAUAUCGAUUUUUGAAAAAGGAUAAUUUUAAAAAUGAUGGCCGUCUCAUACCAGGCACCUAUUGUGAUUACUACUUCUUUGCCAAUCCAGAUGUAUCGACAAAAUCAUUGGAAAUUUGGAAAUAUUUUCACUCACCUCGUUUUCCGGCUAAAUAUCCGGCUCAUAUUAAAUGUUCGUUUAAGUUUAUAGGAAGACCAGAAACAAGAGUUGAGCUAAUUUUCGAAGAACUUCAAAUACCUAUGGAUGGAGAGAGAUGCAAUUUGGACAAGCUAACCAUCUUCGAUGCUGAAUCGGCCAAUAUGAAUGCAGUCAUUGAUGUCUUGUGUGGCAAUUCUUCCAGUGGCAUUCGUCACAUCCUGAGCACGGGACCGGAUUUAUUGAUUGAAUUCAAUGGCAGUUCGAAUGUAACGGCCAAAGGAUUUCGUGGGAAAUUCAAAUUUAUACCAAAUAAUGAAAUUAUGGAAAUGAAAAGGACAAACAAAGCCACAGAUAUACCUUUUGUGGCUGAUAUGUACAGUGGUGUUGGUGAUAGUGGUAAUGUUGUAGUAGUUCUGGAUCCUUCCAAUAUGAUUUCAGCUAGUAGCAACAAUAAAGAUAGCGUCCUUGGUGCUGUUGGCCCUAUUGUUGCCCGCAAGCACAACUUGAUGGCUUUCAAUGCCAUGGACACUGCAAAAGUCCACCCAAUUCCUGCAAAGGAUGACAAGAAAGCCUUGCAAAGUAAUGCACAAGAUCGUCCCCACAUGCCCUUCAUAUGCUAUCUCUAG
This is a messenger RNA of Stomoxys calcitrans (stable fly), 1670 nucleotides long. RefSeq lists its product as uncharacterized. The transcript has 8 exons. The record is from RefSeq and is a predicted model, not a curated record. Gene Ontology annotation, cellular component: plasma membrane. The coding region runs from base 171 to 1670 and encodes 499 amino acids. Lineage: Eukaryota; Metazoa; Arthropoda; Insecta; Diptera; Muscidae.